Messenger RNA from Xenopus laevis (African clawed frog), 1984 nucleotides. It is a transcript of the gene prlr.S, whose product is annotated as prolactin receptor S homeolog. The transcript is spliced from 8 exons. Lineage: Eukaryota; Metazoa; Chordata; Amphibia; Anura; Pipidae. Bases 1 to 1788 code for a protein of 595 amino acids. The record is from RefSeq and is a predicted model, not a curated record.
AUGAAGUCCCAGACACCAUUCUGUCUUACAGCGCAGUCCCCCCCUGGGAAACCCGAGAUCAUCAAAUGCCGCUCUUACGAAAAAGUGACUUUUUCCUGCUGGUGGAAACCGGCCUCGGAUGGAGGACUUCCGACCAACUACAGCCUCCUCUACAGAAAAGAAAAUGACCCAAAAAUAUAUGAAUGCCCAGACUACGAGACCUCCGGCCUAAACUCUUGCUACUUCGACAAAGCGCACACCUCGUUUUGGGUCUUUUAUCACAUCUAUGUGAAUGCCACCAAUGCCCUGGGCAGCAAUGUGUCCGAAGAAUUGAGCGUGGAUACGACUUACAUAGUUGAGACAUACCCUCCUACAAAUUUGUCGCUUACUGUCGAAGAUGGGCACCAUGACCUGUUGGUGAAGUGGCAUCCACCGGACAUGGCUGAUGUGCAAUCUGGAUGGUUAACCCUCAAGUACGAAGUGCGAUUAAAGGAAGAGAAAGAGCAGGAAUGGGAGGCACAUUCAGUUGGCAAUCAAUUAAAACUGAAGUUGUAUGGUUUAACUCCAGGAGGGAACUACGUGGUCCAAGUCCGAUGCAAACCAGAUUCAGGGCACUGGAGUGAAUGGAGCCAAGAAAGUUAUAUACAGAUCCUUGGUGGGGGAAAGAAAACUGACUUGAUGCUGUGGAUAUCAGUUGGUACAUUAUCAGCUGUGAUUUGCUUGACAAUGAUCUGGACUAUGGCAUUAAAAAGAUGCAGUGUGAUGUCUUGUAUAUUGCCACCUGUGCCAGGACCAAAAAUUAUGGGAUUUGACACUCAGCUCCUAAAGAGUGGGAAAUCUGAUGAGCUUUUGAGUGCUCUUGGCUGUCAAGGUUUUCCCCCAACGUCCGACUACGAGGAUCUUCUAGUGGAGUUCCUAGAAGUGGAUGACAGCAAGCAGCAUCUCAUGUCAGGUCACGAUCGGUGUCCACAAAAGCAGAAUAUAAAUGUCUGCCCGGCUGAGACAGACAAUAACUCCGGAAGAGGAAGCUGUGACAGCCCCUUUUCCCAUUCCGAAGGUUGUAAAGAGCUGUGUGUUCUACAGCCAAGCGUCGAAAGUACAGACAGAGGGAUCCAUGACCACUGGCCACCUCAGAGUAUAAUAAUGGAUGGAUCCUUUACAAAUUUUAAUGACAAUAAGUCAAACGUGUGGCCAGAUGCUCCAUCAACUGGAAACCAAAUUUCUAAAUCGACCUAUCAGGAUAUAAAAGAUAUUACUAAUCUGGCUAUUAGUGCCAUGAAUGCCAGCAAGCAUGGGCUUUUAAUUCCAUGUGAUGACAAGAACCAGCUAAGAUACUUUAAAACCAUAGAGACCAUUGAUGAAGAAGAGAAUACAAAGCUUAGUGAUUUUGCAGACUUGCUAUCCAAAGGUGUUGACGCCGACACAGUGCACUUGUUGCCCAAUGAAAAGCCUCCCUUUAAGAAUGCUAGAAGUAUGGACUACGUGGAAGUCCACAAAGUCAACCAAAAUAAUGCACUAGCACUCAUACCAAAACACAAUGAAAACAGCGUCAGGACUGACCAAUAUUCUGUUCUUGUUCCCAACAGAGAAUAUACAAAAGUGGAAAGGGUGGAGGGUAACAACGUUUUAGUGUUAAUGCAAGAAAUAGUUAACCAGGUAAAUCCUGUAACCAUCGAACCAAUGAAAUUGAAGUUUCAGCAAAGCCAAGUGGCGAAUCCAAUGGACAUGUUCUUGCUGGUGCAGAAUGCAGAAAGUCGAACUCAGGCUGGUGGGAUGGGUUACAUGGAUCCUUCAGCUUUUCUCUCUUAAUCCAGCUGAGACUUUUUAUAUUUUCCCCCAAAUCAGGUAAUCACAACGGUUGGAUUUCUAGCACUAAAUACGACUACACACUACUUGCACAGAGACCUCUGCUUCGUAUUCAGAGAUUCUGAGAUGUUUAAAGGAUAAGUAAACCUUUGAAAUAAGUGAAUGUAAAAUUGAUGAGGGGGCUAUUCAAAGCACUUUU